This is a messenger RNA of Penicillium cinerascens, 570 nucleotides long. RefSeq names its product translation machinery-associated protein 20. The transcript is spliced from 3 exons. The coding region runs from base 25 to 570 and encodes 181 amino acids. NCBI's taxonomy places the organism in Eukaryota, Fungi, Ascomycota, Eurotiomycetes, Eurotiales, Aspergillaceae. Gene Ontology annotation, biological process: formation of translation preinitiation complex. Gene Ontology annotation, molecular function: RNA binding. The record is from RefSeq and is a predicted model, not a curated record.
CAUUGACCUCCAAUAACCAGCAUCAUGUUCAAGAAAGAGAUCCCGUCGAGCAAUCGCUCCAAGGUCAAGUCCUCCGUGCAGCGCGGCCUGCGCCAGAAGCUGCUGGACACCUACCCGGGCUUCGAGCCCUACAUCGAAGAGAUCAUGCCCAAAAAGGCAUCUCUAGAGGCCGUGAAACUCCCGGAACGUACAACCCUGUACACGAUAGACUCAACACCCCUUUUCUUCCAGCCUUUCGACGGCCCGCCAAUUCCACACCUCAAGCUCAUCCACGCCUACCCUAACGCCCUCCCAACAAUCCAAAUCGACCGCGGCGCUAUCCGCUUCGUGCUCUCCGGCGCUGCUCUCAUGGCACCCGGCUUGACGUCUCCUGGUGGACGGCUACCGGACUCGGAGCAUGCGAUCGAGGCGGGCCAAGUUGUUGCUGUUAAGGCGGAGGGCAAGAAUGAGGUUUGUCUUGUUGGGACGCUCAAGCAGGGCACCGAGGAGAUGAAGGCUAAGGGCAAGGGGGUUGUUAUGGACGAGGGUCACUUUUUGGGGGAUGGGCUUUGGAGGAUGAUUUUGGAUUAG